CAAGUUUCAGGUGGAACGUAAUGGUCGACGUUUCUUAUGAAUCUCUCCUAGAUAUCUGUGUCUCGGCUGCAAUGACUUCGAUUAGAAAUAUGAAUUAUGAUCAGAUCGGAGAACUGCUGAAUAAUGAUGCUGAAAAGAAAAUUGAUGAUAUCAUCGACAACAUAUCACAGGUUCGAACUUUGCCUACCGAACGUGAAAUGGGCCUUGUGCAGAAUAAAUCUCUCGCCGAAUGGAAUUUAUCACAAGAACCGAAGAUUGAAGAAGCCAAAAGGCGGUUACGAACCACUUAUGAAGAAGCUGUCAAAGUUAAAGACGAAGUUAUGGAACUUAAAGAAAAAUUGAAUUCGUUGUCGGAAGAAAGAUCGCUGGACACAUCGACCGCAUUGCUGCAAGCCGCUGCACAAUCUGCUGAUGACGAAAGCGAGGCGAUCGCCAAUCGAUAUUUGAGCGGUGAGAUAGAAGUUGACCAGUUCUUGAAAGAAUUCAUUGAAAAGAAGACUCUUGCUCAUAUGAGAAAAAUCAAAGCCGACAAACUGUCAGUAAUUCUACGACAGCAACAAUAUCCGCAACAGCCGAGUUCGAACUUCAGGACGUCACCAUACCUUACAAAAGGUGCUGGAUUGUACCCACAGCCUGUUAGUUCACCAUCAUUCCGUCAGUCAUUCUGGUACUGAAUCGAUGUUAAUAUAAUUUAUACAGUGAUAUAUCGUGUUGAGUUUAUCGGGUGCUUAAUAUUUUAUAACCGAGUUGGGUUUUGAAUUUCCAAAAUU
Loa loa (African eye worm) is the source of this 770-nucleotide messenger RNA. RefSeq lists its product as hypothetical. Gene Ontology annotation, cellular component: ESCRT I complex. Gene Ontology annotation, biological process: protein targeting to membrane; protein targeting to vacuole; ubiquitin-dependent protein catabolic process via the multivesicular body sorting pathway. The record is from RefSeq and is a predicted model, not a curated record. Lineage: Eukaryota; Metazoa; Nematoda; Chromadorea; Rhabditida; Onchocercidae. The transcript has 5 exons. The coding region runs from base 21 to 674 and encodes 217 amino acids.